ACCCUGAUCACAUAGGCGCGAAAACCUUUCACUUUACGAUAAAAUACGGAAUUGGAGGCAACAUGGGCAGUCAACUAUCAAGGCCAAAUGGAACAUGCUUUUGUUUAGCUUUGGUAGGUAAAACCGGCAAUGGGAAAAGUGCCACAGGAAAUACUCUACUGGGUAAAAAAAGGUUUAAAGAGUCCAAUAGCUUGACUUCUUGCACUGAUAACAUACAGGAGGAUUUCACGGAGUUCUGUGGUCAUCAGAUUCAAGUAGUGGACACCCCUGGACUCAUGGAUACAGAUGUGAAUACAGUUGACGGGCUGAGGAGGGUGUACACCGACAUGGUGGCGCUGAUGCAGGCCUGUCCUGGAGGUAUACACGCGCUGGUGCUUGUCCUGAGUCUCCACAACAAAUUCACAGACGAGGAGAUCAAAGUUCUGAACGUUCUCAAGACCGUCUUCGGUGAGAACUUCGUCCGGGAUUACUGCCUCGUUGUGUUCACCAGAGGAGAUUUAUAUGACGAAUCAUGUGAUUUUACCACGUGGUGCCAAAACCAAAGAGGCCCUGCCAAGGAAUUAUUCAAAGAGUGUCAGUACAGAAUAGUUUUAUUCAACAACAAUGGCACCACUUUUGAAAAGCUUCAGUGUGUUAAAACAUUCAUGGAAAUUUCAAACCAAAUGAAAAGCGCCACGGCACCCUACACUAAUGAACUAUUCGAAACAUUUUCGGAACAGAGAAAGCGAAUUGUUUUAGCACACGGACUGACAGAAUUAAACCUUGAAAUUAAAUCGAAAAUCAACCUUCUUAAAGAAGAAGUAGACCUGUUCACAAAUCUUCAAAAACAGGUCGACUUCAUCAAGGAAAAAUCUGAAUUAAUUCUCCAAGGCCUCAGUCUAGCAACAGAUGGUCCCCUUAUUUCUUACCUUGUCGAUAAAAUACAAACAGUUCAAGAAGAAAUCAACAAAGUUGAUAUAACUAUUGAAAUUAUACACCAGAUUCAAAGUAUUCUCUCCAAGGUUGAAACGCCAAUUUUUAAUUCGUUUUUCUCCUUAUUUGAAUUACUAAAGGGUGAUAUGUCUCAAGAAGCAACUGAAACGAUCAUCCAAGACGGUUUAAAUUGCAUAACGAGAUCUAUCGAUGAAGAAAACAACGAUUUAGACCCGGCUACAUGCACAUCGCUAAAAGAAGAGGUUGACAAACUCUUUACACAGCUACACGUUAACUCGUCUCUUUCAAACCCGAUUAAAAAUGCAUUAAUUCAAAUGUAUCCCGUUGCAAUGUUAGAUGAGUUUUACCAUCUACUGCAGAAAAUGAAGCUGUUAACAACACGGGAUAGACAUAUAAGGAAAUUAGUGGAUAGAGCGAAGGAUUUGUUGGCUAGUAUAAAGGAAGAGGCCGCUGGAUCUGACAUGUUAGUGAAUUUAGAGGCGGACGUCCAGGUAAUCGUUGACACGUUACAGGCCAUGGACCCGAGUGUAUCUGUAAAUGAAGCUAUCGAUUCUCUCAACGCCUUGAUGGAACGGUUCGAUCCACCAACUCCACUGCUAGUCGGUGGAGGUGUGGCCACAGCCCUGGUGGGCGCCGCCACCAUCACGGGCGCCGUCAUGGCCUCAGUGUUGACCUGCGGGGGCGCCAUUCCCUUGGCCAUAGUGGUGGCGGGUGGGAUCACCACGACCACCGCCCUAGGGGCAACCACAGGAGGGAUCAUACAAAAACUUAAACUUGAGUUCAGCAGGCAGAAGUACACGGAUCAAAUCAACUCAUUGUUACAACAGGACGAGACGGUCAAACUACCGGUGUGAGGUUUAGUAAAAACAUUGAUUACACACAAGUAGGUUUUUGUCAUAGGUUUAU
This is a messenger RNA of Physella acuta, 1839 nucleotides long. RefSeq lists its product as uncharacterized. The record is from RefSeq and is a predicted model, not a curated record. Lineage: Eukaryota; Metazoa; Mollusca; Gastropoda; Physidae. Gene Ontology annotation, molecular function: GTP binding.